Messenger RNA from Schizophyllum commune H4-8, 521 nucleotides. RefSeq lists its product as uncharacterized. The record is from RefSeq and is a predicted model, not a curated record. The transcript has 4 exons. Gene Ontology annotation, biological process: mismatch repair; DNA replication; double-strand break repair via homologous recombination. Bases 73 to 438 code for a protein of 121 amino acids. Gene Ontology annotation, molecular function: single-stranded DNA binding; damaged DNA binding. NCBI's taxonomy places the organism in Eukaryota, Fungi, Basidiomycota, Agaricomycetes, Agaricales, Schizophyllaceae. Gene Ontology annotation, cellular component: site of double-strand break; nucleus; DNA replication factor A complex.
CCUCAUCUUGGACGCGUCGCGUGUCCCACAUUUCCGACUCAGCCGUUUUCGGAAACUCCUGAAUAUCUCACUAUGUCGCAAAAUGAGCACAUUUCACCCUUCGUCAACUAUGCAAAGCUGUCGAGCUUCACGGGGAAGCAAGUCAGGCUCAUUUGCAAGCUGAAGAACUUUUCAAGCCCUCGUGAAAUGAAGGUGGAAACGACAGACGGCGGUGAAGUGGUUGUGGUCGUCGCAACGAAGCCUGAGGACACCCAGCCUACCUCUGUGUACCUCGAAGUUAUCGGCCUGGUACAGGACAGCUCGACUAUCAAGCUUGCGGGGCUCAUUGAGCUGGGGGACGAAAUCGAUAUGAAGCUCGCGAACGACAUGAUCGAGCAGAUGCACCGACCCAUGUUCUGGCAGACGAUAUAUGGGUACCACUCUGAGACCCCCGCAUGAUCUGUCGGGCGUUUGCAGGUUCACAUCGUAUCCUCAAUUGUACCAGUAUCUCCAAUCUUCUUUGCAUCUCUUUCCCCUGGCUU